AUGGAGGGCAGUUCUAUACUCCAUGCUUUCACUAACAUUUAUUUUGCCAUUUUUGCUUUGUUUUGCUUCAAACUUUUAAUUAAGAUUUCCUUGGCUUUGCUGACCCAUUUCUAUAUUGUUAAAGGCAACAGAAAAGAGGCUGCCAGGAUAGCAGAAGAGAUCUAUGGAAUAGUCCCAGGCAGCUGGGCAGACCGAUCCCCUCUUCAUGAUGCUGCCUUCCAAGGACGGCUCCUGUCUUUGAAAACCUUGAUUGCACAGGGUUAUGACGUGAACCUGGUGACGACAGACCGUGUGUCGGCUCUCCACGAGGCCUGCCUGGGCGGCCACGUCGCCUGCGCGAAAGUGCUGCUGGAGAACGGCGCUCAGGUGAACGCAGUCACCAUUGAUGGGAUCACUCCUCUGUUUAACGCCUGCUGCAGUGGCAGCGUGGCCUGUGUCAACAUGCUGCUCGAAUUUGGAGCCAAGCCGCAGCUCAGGAACCACCUUGCUUCGCCCAUUCACGAAGCAGUCAAGAGAGGUCACAGGGAGUGCAUGGAGAUCCUUCUGGCCCAUGAGGUUGACAUUGACCAAGAAGACCUGCAGCACGGGACCCCACUCUAUGUGGCUUGCACGUACCAGAGGACAGACUGUGUCAAGAAGCUUUUAGAGCUAGGAGCCAACGUUAACAUGGGGAAGCGAUUAGACACCCCCCUCCACGCGGCAGCAAGGAAAUCCAGCGUGGAGGUAGUAGUCUUGCUGACGGACUAUGGUGCUAACCCGAAAUGCAGAAACGCUGAAUUCAAAUGUGCUCUGGAUCUUGCCGUACCCAACAGCAAAGUAGAGCAGGUGCUUCUGCUUCAGGAAGGUCCUGCCAGCCUUGCCCAGCUGUGCCGAUUGUGUAUCAGAAAGCAUCUGGGUCGGUCGUGCCUAUAUACAGUCCACAAGCUACACCUGCCUGAGCCGCUUGAGAACUUUCUCCUUUAUCGAUAAGUCUGUGACUAUCUUUAAAGAAAGAGGAACAAAUGGUUGUUUACUCCAAAACUAUUAUAUCAAAGAAAAAAAUCAAAGACAUCAUUUACUGUCUACUGUGGAUACCAAGCAUCAGCUGCUAUGUGACAGUGUAAAUUGAAAACACCUUUUCACAAACAGUGAAUGACGUUAUGGAUACAG
Molecule: messenger RNA, 1149 nt
Organism: Gavia stellata (red-throated loon)
Lineage: Eukaryota; Metazoa; Chordata; Aves; Gaviiformes; Gaviidae
Gene: ASB11
Product: ankyrin repeat and SOCS box containing 11
Exons: 7
Coding region: 1-969 (322 amino acids)
Biological process (GO): intracellular signal transduction; protein ubiquitination; positive regulation of protein catabolic process
Molecular function (GO): protein binding
Source: RefSeq, a predicted model, not a curated record